AUGAAUAGUCCACGUCCUGUGGGUCAUGGCCAAGUCAUCAGACCUUUUCGGGAACGGUCCUUCCAUCUAGCAGAUUCAUUGGUGAUCACCUUUGUCGGUUACCUGAUCCUGGUGACGGUUGACGCAGAGGUGAACCAGGGAGUGGCACAUUUCGCGUGUUCCUUGCUGGCCGCUGGAGCCUUUGUGCCGAUUAGUAUCUUCACAGAUGGCAUACAAAUCACCAAUGAGAGCCAGAGAGCGGUGACCGUUGGAUUUUUGGUGGGCUCGGCGAACUGCGCGGGCAUCCCAUCUAGCUUAUCAUUCACGGCGGAUACAGCCCCGAAAUAUCUGCCCGCAUUGAUCGUCGAUUGCGAUUCCUCCUGGUCGGGUUGGUGGUUAUUCUUGGUCUAG
This is a messenger RNA of Aspergillus alliaceus, 390 nucleotides long. RefSeq lists its product as uncharacterized. NCBI's taxonomy places the organism in Eukaryota, Fungi, Ascomycota, Eurotiomycetes, Eurotiales, Aspergillaceae. Gene Ontology annotation, cellular component: membrane. The transcript has a single exon. Bases 1 to 390 code for a protein of 129 amino acids. The record is from RefSeq and is a predicted model, not a curated record. Gene Ontology annotation, molecular function: transmembrane transporter activity.